Molecule: messenger RNA, 1746 nt
Organism: Gastrolobium bilobum
Lineage: Eukaryota; Viridiplantae; Streptophyta; Magnoliopsida; Fabales; Fabaceae
Product: shikimate O-hydroxycinnamoyltransferase-like
Exons: 3
Coding region: 168-1469 (433 amino acids)
Molecular function (GO): acyltransferase activity, transferring groups other than amino-acyl groups
Source: RefSeq, a predicted model, not a curated record
UUAAGUUCUCAUCCCCUGUGUCACACACACCAAAUCCCAACCCACCUCAACACACACAAAAAAAAAAAAAACACACACAUCAUCUCCUAAGUUGUUCUCUUUUCCUCUUCUACUCUCCUCUCUUCUCUUCUCUUCUCUUCCAUCAGUGGGACCACUCUACCAGCGAGAUGAUUAUUAACGUGAAAGAGUCGACGAUGGUACGGCCGGCGGAGACGGUGGCGCGUAGGGCGUUGUGGAACUCGAAUGUGGACCUGGUGGUUCCCAAUUUCCACACGCCGAGCGUGUACUUCUAUAGGCCCAACGGAGCCUCCAACUUCUUCGAUGCCAAGGUUCUCAAGGAGGCUCUCAGCAAGGUACUCGUCCCUUUCUACCCAAUGGCCGGCCGUCUCCGCCGCGACGAAGACGGCCGCGUCGAGAUUGACUGCGACGGCCAAGGGGUGCUCUUCGUGGAGGCUGACACCGGCGCCGUCAUCGACGAUUUUGGCGACUUCGCACCAACCCUUGAGCUCCGUCAGCUUAUCCCCGCCGUUGAUUAUUCACGCGGAAUCGAAACCUAUCCCCUGUUAGUGUUGCAGGUAACAUAUUUCAAAUGUGGAGGGGUCUCACUGGGUGUUGGAAUGCAACAUCAUGUAGCAGAUGGAGCUUCUGGUCUUCACUUUAUUAAUACAUGGUCAGAUGUGGCUCGUGGCUUGGAUGUUUGUAUACCACCAUUCAUUGACCGGACACUACUCCGUGCCAGAGAUCCACCUAGACCUGUUUUUGAUCACAUAGAAUACAAGCCCCCACCAGUCAUGAAGACUCACCAACAACCAACAAAACCAGGUUCAGAUUAUGCAGCGGUCUCAAUUUUCAAACUGACUCGUGACCAACUCAGCAUACUGAAAGCUAAGUCCAAAGAAGAUGGCAACACAAUCAGCUACAGCACUUACGAGAUGUUGGCUGGUCACGUGUGGAAAAGUGUAUGCAGGGCAAGAGCACUUCCAAAUGAUCAAGAGACCAAAUUGUACAUUGCAACUGAUGGAAGGUCAAGGUUGCAGCCUCCCCUCCCACCAGGUUACUUUGGCAAUGUGAUCUUCACGACCACACCUACAGCUAUAGCAGGUGAUCUCAUGUCAAAACCAACAUGGUAUGCAGCAAGCAGAAUCCACAAUGCCUUGUUAAGAAUGGAUAACGAAUAUUUGAGAUCGGCUCUUGAUUAUCUAGAGCUACAACCUGAUCUAAAAGCACUGGUUCGUGGAGCACAUACUUUCAAGUGUCCAAAUCUUGGUAUCACUAGUUGGACUAGGCUUCCAAUCCAUGAUGCUGAUUUUGGUUGGGGAAGGCCUAUAUUCAUGGGACCUGGUGGGAUUGCAUACGAGGGGCUAUCUUUCAUAAUUCCAAGCUCAACAAAUGAUGGGAGCAUGUCUGUGGCAAUAGCUCUCCAGCCUGAGCAUAUGAAAGUGUUUAAGGAAUUUUUCUAUGACAUUUGAGGAACGAAGAUGACCGAGAUGCUUGCCGGUUUUAAAUCAUGGCUGGCUGCCAUUUGGAACGCCAAAAUGUUUCCUAAGGUGGCGUUUUCUUUCCUAGUUUUUGUUUACUUCAGAUACUUUUGAUGAAUGGUAUGCAAAUGUUAAAGGGACUCAUUUCAGUUUACAAUAGACUCUGUUCCUUGGCCAAGUGUUAUAAUCUGUAAACAUAAAUGAACUUUAGAAACAAUUAAUUUGAUAUUACAUUUUGCAUAAGACUUGUUUUAGAAUUGUCAGCGCA